GGGGGCGGCGACGGCGGGAGCGGCAGUGGCGGCGGCGGGUCCGGCGGCGGCGGCGGCAGGUGGCCCCGCGCGCGGCGGCCGGCCCGGCCGGGGGCGGGCGGGAAGGUGGCGCCUCGGGCGGGGGCCGGUCCCUGCACCAGGUGACCUGUUCCGGCCCGGAUCCGGGCGGCCUCGCCAUGCAGCGGCGCGGCGCGGGGCUCGGGUGGCCGCGGCGGCAGCAGCAACAACCCCCGCCGCCCGCGGUCGGUCCCCGGGCCGCAGCCAUGGCCCCCCCGAGCGGCGGCGUCCCCCCGGGCCUCGGCGGCCGCGCUGCCUGCGCGCUGCUCCUGUUCUGCUACCUGAACGUUGUGCCAUCUUUGGGCAGGCAGACGUCCCUGACGACGUCGGUAACACCCAAAGCGGAACAGAGCACGGCUUACAAAGACUUUAUUUAUUUCACCGUCGUUGAAGGGAACGUCCGCAAUGUUUCUGAAGUCUCGGUUGAGUAUUUAUGCUCUCAGCCGUGUGUUGUCAAUCUGGAAGCAGUUGUCUCGUCCGAGUUCAGAAGUAGCAUCCCCGUGUACAAAAAGAGGUGGAAAAAUGAAAAGCAUCUUCACACCAGCAGGACACAAAUAGUGCACGUGAGAUUUCCGAGCAUCAUGGUUUACAGAGAUGAUUAUUUCAUCAGACACUCCAUUUCGGUAUCCGCGGUGAUACUACGCGCCUGGAUUACUCACAGAUACAGUGGUGGAGACUUGAAUGUUAAAUGGGAGGACAAUUUGCUACAUGCCGUAGCUAAGAAUUAUACUCUGCUGAAGACGGUCCCGCCUUUCGAACGCCCUUUCAAAGACCAUCAAGUGUGCCUGGAGUGGAACAUGGAUUAUAUUUGGAACCUUCGGGCAAACAAGAUUCCCCAGUGUCCUCUUGAAAGUGCCGUCUUGCUGUUUGCAGAUGUGGUCACCCUGCUGGGCUUUCUCUAUGCCUCCAGUGGAGAAAACACAGGCAUUGUGAAGAAGUUCCCGAGGUUUCACAACCGAGAGCUGGAGGCCACCCGACGCCAGCGGAUAGAUUACCCAGUGUUUACUGUUUCAUUGUGGCUUUAUUUACUCCAUUAUUGCAAGGCCAGUCUCUGUGGGAUUCUGUACUUUGUUGAUUCUAAUGAGAUGUACGGCACGCCGUCUGUAUUUCUUACCGAAGAGGGCCACUUGCAUAUUCAGAUGCACCUUGUCAAAGGAGAAGACCUUGCGGUAAAAACGAAAUUCACCAUGCCCUUGAAGGAGUGGUUUCGACUGGAUCUCUCUUUUAACGGAGGCCAGGUAGCGGCAUGCACGCCCCAUGAAUCACCAGCAUCAUCACUGAUAACAUUAAGCGUUGCUGUAAAGUCAGGGAGCCAGGAUAUCCGCCACAGCGAAUUUGUGAUAGUGGUAGCCACCAGCCUUGGACAGGAUUUGAAAAGCUACCAUAAUCAGACCAUUAGCUUCAGGGAGGAUUUCUAUUAUAAUGACACUGCUGGGUACUUCAUUAUUGGAGGGAGCAGGUAUGUGACUGGCAUUGAAGGGUUUUUUGGACCCCUGAAGUACUAUCGUCUCCACACUCUGCACCCUGCACAGAUUUUAAACCCCCUCCUUGAGAAGCAGCUUGCUGACCGGAUCAAGUUAUAUUACGAAAGGUGUGCUGAGGUUCAAGAAAUAGUGUCUGUGUACAUGUCCACGGUACAGCAAGGGGGCGGGAGACCAGAAGCAUGCGACCUCCGGAACUCCUAUCUGGACCUGAAGCUCAGGUACGGGAGGCCCUCCACGUGCAGAGCCUUCCCCUGGGAGCAGGAGCUGAAAGACCGCCACCCCAGCUUGUUCCAGACCUUGGUGGAGAUGGGUUUGUUGACAGUACCGAGGAACCAAAAUGAAUCUGUAUUAGAAGUUGGCGGGAGGAUAUUUGAGAAGGCUGUAAAGAGACUCUCCAGUGUUGAUGGUCUUCACCAAAUUAGCUCUGUCGUCCCCUUUCUGAUGGAUUCCAGCUGUUGUGGAUACCAUAAAGCAUCCUACUACCUCGCAGUCUUCUAUGAAACUGGAUUAAGUGUACCUCAGGAUCAGCUGCAGGGCAUGUUGUAUAGCUUGGUGGGAGGCCAGGGCAGCGAGAGGCUGUCUUCAAUGAAUCUUGGCUACAAGCACUACCAGGGUGUCGAUAACUACCCCCUCGACUGGGAGCUGUCUUACGCAUACUAUAGCAACAUUGCCACGAAGACACCCCUCGACCAGCACACGCUACAGGGAGAUCAGGCAUAUGUCGAAACAAUUAGACUGAAGGAUGAGGAAACGCUCAAGGUACAAACCAAAGAGGAUGGAGAUGUCUUCAUGUGGUUGAAGCACGAGGCCACCCGAGGCAAUGCGGCAGCUCAGCAACGAUUGGCCCAGAUGCUGUUUUGGGGCCAGCAAGGUGUGGCCAAGAAUCCUGAAGCGGCAAUCGAGUGGUACGCCAAGGGUGCCCUGGAGACUGAGGACCCCGCGUUGAUAUAUGACUAUGCCAUUGUGUUAUUCAAGGGUCAAGGAGUAAAAAAGAACAGACGGCUUGCCUUAGAGCUGAUGAAGAAAGCGGCUUCCAAGGGAUUGCAUCAGGCAGUCAAUGGCUUAGGAUGGUAUUACCACAAAUUCAAGAAAAAUUAUGCCAAAGCGGCCAAGUACUGGCUAAAAGCAGAAGAGAUGGGGAACCCGGAUGCAUCGUACAAUCUUGGAGUCCUGCAUUUGGAUGGCAUUUUCCCAGGAAUUCCUGAAAGGAAUCAAACGUUAGCCGGUGAAUAUUUCCAUAAGGCUGCACAAGGCGGACACAUCGAAGGAACCUUGUGGUGUUCUCUCUAUUAUAUCACAGGCAACCUGGAGACCUUCCCUAGAGAUCCCGAGAAGGCUGUGGUAUGGGCAAAGCACGUAGCUGAGAAAAAUGGCUACUUGGGCCACAUCAUUCGCAAAGGCCUCAAUGCCUACCUGGAGGGUUCAUGGCACGAAGCUUUGCUGUAUUAUGUUUUAGCAGCAGAAACUGGAAUUGAAGUGUCACAGACAAAUUUAGCACACAUCUGUGAGGAGAGGCCAGAUCUGGCCAGGAGAUAUUUGAGCGUGAACUGUGUUUGGAGAUACUAUAAUUUCUCUGUUUUUCAAAUCGGUGCUCCUUCGUUUGCAUAUUUGAAAAUGGGAGACCUUUACUACUAUGGCCACCAAAACCAGUCACAAGACCUUGAGUUGUCUGUGCAGAUGUACGCCCAAGCCGCAUUGGAUGGAGACUCACAGGGAUUUUUUAACCUGGCUCUGCUAAUUGAGGAAGGUGCUAUAAUCCCACAUCAUAUUUUGGAUUUCUUGGAAAUUGACCCAACUAUCCAUUCUAAUAACAUCUCCAUCCUUCAGGAACUGUAUGAAAGGUGCUGGAGCCAAAGUAGCGAGGAGUCCUUCAGCCCCUGUUCCCUGGCCUGGCUUUACCUUCACCUGAGGCUCAUCUGGGGUGCCGUCCUGCACUCCGCCCUGAUCUACUUUCUGGGAACCUUCUUGCUGUCUGUAUUGAUCGCCUGGACUGUGCAGUAUUUCCAGUCUGUUUCAGCCAGUGGUUCCCGUCCCACACCAGCCCGGGCCUCCUCAGACCCCACGGCCCCGUCCACCAGUCCGGCUGUGACUCCAGCUGCAGAUGCCUCCGCUCAGGACCAGCCCACGGUCACUAAUAACACAGAGCCUUGAGAGUGAACUGUGCGCUCCAGGUCUCUCCCGAUGAGAGACAGUCCUUCCAACAGCUGGUAUUGGAAAGCUGGGGCUAGGGCAUUAUACUGAUAAACACCUUACAUACAUGUCUUGUCAACUGGAUGCGAAUUUUGCACUUGGUGUCUUUUUUUUUUUUUUUAAUCAAAUUAGGAGGAAGUACCCAGAGCAGGCAGUGGCUAAACCAAAGGUUAUCAGCCAGAUACAAGGAGACUCCUGAUCACAGGGGUCUGUUGAGGAGGUUAACUGGGUCACUGCAGAUGUGUGUAUGGGGAGUCAGAGUUUGCCCUGUGGCCCAUCUGAAUCCUUACACACUGAGAUGCAUUUAAAAAAAAUCUUAGCCCCUGUUCAUUCCCUGUUAUUAAAGAACAGAAAAUUGUGACUUGUCUACCAGGUAGGGAAUAUUUCGGUAUGUGUGUUUGCCACAGUCCGGCUCCUCAAAGUCCAAAAGACGGGUUUCAAUUUGACUUCCAAGACCCGGCGGUUCUAAGGCACCUUGAAAUAAAUAGGUUAUGGCUGGAAAUGCAGGGAGGGUGAUGGCUUUGUAAAUGGGUUUACAUUUUUCUCCUUGGAUUUUUCUAGGGUCGGGCUUCCGAAUCAUUUAAUGACAUUGUUGGAUAUCGUUUACUUUUCAAUCAAAUCCAUAAAAUAACAUUUAGAAAAUUCUUAGUAUUUAACUGUAGUCUUCUCCAUGAAUUACCCAUUAGAAUAGACUGGCAGCAGGGGAAUAUGCAGGAAAUAAGCCUUUAGCUCAUAGUUCUGUCCCUACCCCUUUUGCCUGCCUGAGUUUGUGCGAGGGUGUGUGUGUGUGUGUGUGUGUGUGUGCAUGUGUGUGUGUGAGAGAGAGGGGGGGGUUGGGGGGGAAAGAGGAAGAGCAGACUGUCUGUAUGCUGUAUGCUGCUAAGGUAGUAAAUAAAUCAGUAAUGCAAUAUUGUGGGUCCAAACUACUCUUUGCACUACUUUAUUUACAGUAGUAAAUAAAAAUUAUUUUUAUACUGUUGA
Neofelis nebulosa (Clouded leopard) is the source of this 4712-nucleotide messenger RNA. RefSeq names its product SEL1L family member 3 (gene SEL1L3). The record is from RefSeq and is a predicted model, not a curated record. NCBI's taxonomy places the organism in Eukaryota, Metazoa, Chordata, Mammalia, Carnivora, Felidae. Gene Ontology annotation, molecular function: protein binding. The coding region runs from base 177 to 3692 and encodes 1171 amino acids. The transcript has 24 exons.